UAUACUUCAUUUUCACACCCCCAAAACUCCACAGUCAAAAUCUCUCUCUGCAUAAUUCUCCAAAGUUUAAACAUCUCAGUAACCAUUUCUCUAAUCCAAAUCACAUUUUCCUCUAUUGCAAAUUCAAACUCAGUGAUAUCAAGUGAAAUUAAACCCACAAAAUUUAUUUAAAUUGAAACCACAUGGAUCCUCCAUAUAGAUUCAUAAAAGAGGAGUUUCCUACAGGAUUCAAUGAUUCUCCAUCACCACCAUCUUCUAAUCUCUACACAACCUCCAUGGCCCCAAAUGAUCCAACAACAACCCUGAGCUCUCCACAACCAAUAGAAGGUCUCCACGAAUCAGGCCCACCUCCAUUUCUUACAAAGACAUAUGAUUUGGUAGAAGAUUCAAGAACCAAUCAUGUCGUCUCUUGGAGCCAAGCCAAUAACAGCUUCAUCGUCUGGGAUCCAGAAUAUUUUUCCAUGACUCUCCUUCCCAUCUUCUUCAAGCAUAAUAACUUAUCUAGCUUUGUUCGCCAGCUCAACACAUAUGGUUUCAGAAAGGUGAAUCCGGAUAGAUGGGAGUUUGCAAAUGAAGGGUUUCUUAGAGGGCAAAAGCAUCUCCUCAAGACAAUAAGGAGAAGAAAGACGAGUAACAAUAAUCAAAUACAACCCCCUCAAUCAUCCUCUCAACAACAAUCUCUAGACAAUUGUUGCAUAGAAGUUGGUAGGUAUGUUCUACAUGGAGAGAUGGAUAGCCUAAGGCGAGACAAACAAGUUCUGAUGAUGGAGCUGGUAAAGGUGAGACAGCAACAACAAAGCACCAAAAUGGAUCUCACACUGUUAGAAGAUAAGCUCAAGAAGACUGAAUCAAAACAAAAACAAAUGAUGAGGUUCCUAGCCCGCGCAAUGCAGAAUCCAGAUUUCCUUCAGCAACUCAUUGAGCAGAAAGAGAAGAGUAAGGAUACAGAAGAAGCAAUCGACAAGAAGAGACAAAGACCGAUCGAUCAAGGGAAAAGACAUGUGGUUUGUGUGGAAGAUUAUGAUGAUGGUGGUGGUGGUUAUGGAAGGUAUGGUAAGGAUGCUGGAUCCUCCUCGGCGUUUUUUGACAUGAAACAAGAAACAUAUGGAGACAUGUCAGAGUUAGACAGACUUGCUAUGCACAUUCAGGGACUUGGAGAUCAGUGCAAUAAGAAAGAUGUGGUAUUGGAUGUGGGAAAAGGAAAUGAAGAAGAACAGCAUAAAGAAAGGUACCAGGAUGAGAACAACGAGAUUUAUGGUGAAGGUUUUUGGGAAGAUUUGUUAAAUGAAGGUCAAAAUUUUGAUCUUCAAGGAGAUGAUGAAGAAAAUGUUGAUGUGCUAAUUGAGCAGCUUGGUUAUUUGGGUUCUAGUGGACACUAAUUUUAAAAAAAGGUACUUUGGCAUUUAAAUCAUCUUGUUUACUAUUGAAUCUUUGGCUUUGUUUCAGAUAGGUGUUUCAUGGGAUAACUUAUUGAACUCGGGUGUUAAGUCAUGUUCUUGUUUCUUUUGAUGGUUUUAGUUCUUGGAAAUAAAAUCGUUUCUUUAUUU
Brassica oleracea var. oleracea is the source of this 1547-nucleotide messenger RNA. Its product is annotated as heat stress transcription factor A-6b-like. Lineage: Eukaryota; Viridiplantae; Streptophyta; Magnoliopsida; Brassicales; Brassicaceae. Bases 183 to 1379 code for a protein of 398 amino acids. Gene Ontology annotation, molecular function: RNA polymerase II cis-regulatory region sequence-specific DNA binding; DNA-binding transcription factor activity. The record is from RefSeq and is a predicted model, not a curated record. The transcript has 2 exons. Gene Ontology annotation, cellular component: nucleus. Gene Ontology annotation, biological process: regulation of transcription by RNA polymerase II.